This is a messenger RNA of Cydia amplana, 2106 nucleotides long. RefSeq lists its product as uncharacterized. Lineage: Eukaryota; Metazoa; Arthropoda; Insecta; Lepidoptera; Tortricidae. Gene Ontology annotation, biological process: wound healing. Bases 95 to 1933 code for a protein of 612 amino acids. The record is from RefSeq and is a predicted model, not a curated record. The transcript has 9 exons.
AGCAGCUAAACGAACGAAACGAGUUAGGGGCAUCGGCAACUUAGUAUUAAUUUAUGUUUUUUAUGUAUGGAUUCUUAAAAAUAAAUGAUAUAAAAUGGAUGCAAAUGUGUUUCUGAAAGUGGUUAUACCAAUAUUAAUACUAGGAGUUUCUUCGGUAUGUUCAGAGUGUACGAUUCCGUUUGUUUUACGAAAUACUUGGUUUUCUUUUGAAAAUGGAAAGCAAACUAUUACCGACAUCAACGCAAGCGAUAUGACUGGAAGGGGAGUUUGCCAAAACAUGAAGGCUGAUUUUCACGUAAACUACACGAUGGUUUUCAAAUAUACCAAUUGUUACUACUGUGUGAAGUUGAUUGUGAGGACAAUCAAUGUUUUAGAGAAGUUAGAGACGCCCUGUGUCGAUCUGGCGUUAGAUGAAGAACCAACGGUUGAACGAGUUUGCAGGGGUUUGAGAAAUGACCAGCAACUAACAACACUGUUUUCUGAGAACUAUAUUCCUGUGAAUUGCCGUUCAUCAUUAGAAGGUGUGUGGACAUUUGGAUACCAGAACCGGUUCAGGUUCACGGGAGAGUGCAGCCACCCGGACGCGCAGAUCAGGUCCUGUCAGACAGCUGGCACACAGUUCUUGAUCACCAACCAGAAAUUCAACAUCACUUACCGAAAAUGCCCCGGAAUGUCUGGAACAUUUGAUGGAGUUGUGGAGUACAGUUGUUUAGGGCAUUGGUUUGUUGGUAAAAAUCAUUUCUUUGCUGUGGCCAACACCAAGGAAUCUCGAAAAGACGAGAAAUAUCGCUGCUUCCUUAAGAACAGAGAUGAUGACUUGUACCUCGGCGCGUCAAUUACUCCUGAAUGUAAUGCACUGAAAACUGUUGAAAAGUCCCCAGAAAGGUACAAAGUCACCCCUGUUAAGUCUGAAGUUGUUGAACCUGGUUGUCGGCUACCUCAAAACUUCUCUGGAGACUGGAUCAACACGGCUAACAUUGAUGCAGAUGUGUUUAUAAAUGAAACGCAUAUAAUAGAGACAUACUACCCUGAUGAGGACAGAUACAGAAGGACUAUCUAUGUCUGCCGGGAACAGCGUGACAGCAGAGUGAUGAUGGCUCGCCUUACAGUGGAUGGCUGUCAAAAAGAUUAUGUUUGCUUCGAUUUUGUGCCACAACAUCACAAUAUAAUAAGAUACCGCAAAGGUCUUGCUAUGAUCCAGAGUAAUUUCCAUACAGUGUGCUCAUGGGUGCAGUUUCCUAAUAAGAAACAAUGGCGUUACGACCUUUUCCUUAAGAAGGAUCCGUCGCCGAUCCGCUGCCCUGUUGCUGGAAAGUUCAACUUUACUCAAAGAGGCGAUGUCAGAUUCGAGACUAGAAUACUUGGUGGUGUUACAUUGAGCCCUCGUCCAAACUUGUACUGCAAACUGAAUAUAAGUGACUUCUCUGUCUGUGAUACUGAUCAAAAGACUAUACAAAUCAAAGAAAACUACUGCCUCUCUGUGGACUACCUCGGCCGACCAGUGGAUAUUUACAGUGAUCCUGAUUAUAAAAUGAAAUGCAUUGGCUACUGGAAAGAAAAUUUAAAGUCUUAUCUUAUUACUUACGACGAGUUGGAUCCUUUCUCCAAGUACAGAUGUUGGGUGUAUCAAAGAGCUGAUCUUAAUAGAAUAUUGAUGUCCCAGUCGAUAGGGCCUUUUUGCGAUCUCAAGCAGGAUGUGACGUCAUGGAACUACACAGAGGGCGCCGCAGUCGCCGUCGAGAUGGAAGAGUACGAGAGAGAGCGCGACCAGUGCCCGAUGCACUUUGACGAUGGCAGCGACCCCUGGACCACCAAAGAGAAUUUCAUCAAAAUAUUUAAAUUCAGUUACUCGUUUUGGAGGAGUAACGACGCAUCAUUUCUAGCUUCAAGCUUUAAAACAUUUAUACUGGCUGUUCUUAUUCAGCUGUUAUAAUAUUGAGUCCAAUAUCAAAAUUGUGGUUAGUGUUGUGAUAGAUCACAUGACAUCAAAUAAUGUAAGUUUUAUAAUAAUUAUAAUUGGCACUUAGUAAGACAACUUAUUGAAUUUUAUCUCUGAACAAACUGUUCUGUAUUAUGGUUUAAAGUCCGAAUUACGCUAUUAACUAC